UAGGUUGAUUAAUUAAUUUCGCAUUUACAGCCUGUGUGUUAGGUUUAAUACUCGUAUUUCGUCUAAAUGCGCGUGCGACUGCCAAUGUGCUUGUUGCUGGGUUUGGUGUGGACGGUGGGGUGUGAUGAGACACCAUACAUCAUAAGUCCAGUGGAAGGUUUCCUGGAAGCUGUCAACAAGACGAUGCCGGUGCUUAUGGAUAUAUUCAACAGCGUUUUGGGAAAUGUGGAUGUACCUGCGUUUCGCUCUGCACUUAAGGAUGCAGUAAGCCUGGUGGACGCGGCGUUCCCCUCUCAGCCCCCGCCCCAUGUGCCAGAGCGCUGGUGGGGAGAGAACGAUUCCCAAUUCCAAGACACAAGCAUUCGACCGUUUACUGUGCAGUUUUCUGAUGAGAUGAUUGCGGACCUGCGUGCCCGUAUUCAUGGCCGACGCAAACUCACGCAUUCGCUAUGCGGCGCUGCGAAUACCUUUGGUACAAAUAGCGAAUACCUUGGUCAGUUCCUUGACCAAUGGGCGGACAAAUACGACUUCAAAGCCAGAGAACGCUGGCUUAAUAGUUUCCCACAGUUUAUCACGAAUAUACAAGGUCUAGACAUCCACUUCAUCCACAUAAAGCCCCACAACCCCCAUAACAAAAAAGUGCUGCCAAUACUAAUGUUGCACGGUUUCCCGGUCACCGCGUUCGAAUUCGUCCACGUGAUAAAGUACCUCAUGGAAGAACGAGAAGACUGCAACUUCGUGUUCGAGAUAGCCGCACCAGACUUGCCUGGGUAUGCGUAUUCACAGGCUACGUACAAGAUCGGAAUGGCUCCCUACCAAAUGGGUAUCAUCAUGAAGAAUCUUAUGCUGCGUCUCGGCAAGCCCCAGUUUUAUAUCCACUGCGGGGACAUAGGACAAGGCGUCGGGUCCACUAUGGCUGUCCUGUUCCCUGAAAGAGUGUUGGGAUUGCACACAAACUUCCCUGUCAGUUUUCGACCACAAACAAUAACAAAACUGAUCCUGGGGCAGCUGCACCCGCCCACUGUAGUGGAGGCGAGAUACGAAGACAGGAUGUACCCGUUAUCGGCUCACAUGAAGUUCUAUAUGGACAACUUUGGCUACUUCGCUUUACAAGCUUCGAAGCCAGAUAAUAUAGGUCACGCUCUCGACGACUCCCCUGUUGCGCUAGCAUCCUGGUUCCUCGCGAACUUUGCCGUGGGCACGGACCCUAAAGGCGAGUUUUUCAAAGACGGCAACCUGUCUGCUCAGUACGACAUGAACGAUUGGUUCGAUACUUUUACUAUCCACUGGGCAUGUGAAAGUAUGACUACUGCUGCGCGAUCUUAUAAGGAGUCCCAAUCAGGAGAUAAAAAUUACAUUUUAAAAUCCAUCGAUAUGGCCCAAUCACUCGUCCCUUACGCCGCAAUCCGCUACCGACACGAGCUGGUCUACAUGCCGGACGACUUUCUUCGCGACAAGUUCCCCAACCUCGUUCAAUCGACCACGCUGGACUUCGGUGGGCACUUCGCUAGCUUUCAAACGCCCGCGGUCCUGGCUGAAAAUAUUUGGACCUCCGUGGACACGAUGGAGCUGUAUCAUGAAAAUGAAACUUCACAGUCUGACUAAUAAUUAACAUUAGCUCGAAUCGAUUCCAACAGAUAUUCGUUUCACAACGUGUUAGAUAGAGAAUGUUUGGAAAGAGAAGAGUCGUGGAAUGUAUUGGGCCCUACACAUUCCACGACUCUUCUACACAGACUAUACUACUCGUACCUAUAUGUGUAAAUUGUGUAACAUAACAGUGUGCAAUAUACUCGU
Cydia pomonella (codling moth) is the source of this 1794-nucleotide messenger RNA. RefSeq names its product juvenile hormone epoxide hydrolase-like. Lineage: Eukaryota; Metazoa; Arthropoda; Insecta; Lepidoptera; Tortricidae. Bases 67 to 1605 code for a protein of 512 amino acids. The record is from RefSeq and is a predicted model, not a curated record. Gene Ontology annotation, biological process: epoxide metabolic process. Gene Ontology annotation, molecular function: epoxide hydrolase activity. The transcript has 8 exons.